GUAUCUCCGACACCUGUCCCUUUAUGACAUCUAAUAUGGGGAGUACAUUUAUUAUCAGUUUUUGCAGUGCCUUACCGCUGGCAGUACUGAUCAUGGGACAAUCCUCCAAGGCAGUGCCUAUGGAUUUUAAACAAUCUACAAAUAAAACUGCAAAAAUUGUCAUUAUCGGAGCUGGGAUAGCUGGAGUGGGGGCUGCUGGAAAACUGCUGAAGGAAGGGUUCACUGACCUACUGGUUGUUGAGGCAGCAGAUCAGCCAGGUGGACGGAUCAGAAGCUCUCCCUUUGGCAAAUCAUUCAUCAUUGAGGGAGCCCAGUACAUUCAUGGAGCAAGCAUGAAGAAUCCUAUUUUUCAACUGGCCAGAAAAUAUGGCCUUCUUCAAGGACAAAAUAACUCUACCCCUGAAUGUACGGUGUUCACCAGCAUGCAGGAACAGCUAGAUUCUGACUUCAUUGAACAAAUGACAAAUCUAUCUAGAUAUAUACUUUGGCGUUCUUACCUUCAUUCUCAACAAAAAGGUUACACACCAUCUAAAAGUAUUGGUGAUGUCAUCUUGGAAGAAAUAAAGAAGGUCAUUGCAAACUGGACCAGUGACUCUACUCGGCUCAGGCACCAAAAGCUCGGCCUGCUUAAUAUGAUAAUGAAGGAAGAAUGUGUAAAUGAUGCAGCACAAAACCUCCAUGAUGUGUCACUGCAGGAAUUAAGUAAUUAUGAAUAUAUUGAAGGUGGUGACAGAAAUUCUCCACAAGUAUUCCUCAAGUUGAUUUCAAACAUGGUAGAAGUCAUCCCCAAAGAGAAACUACUGCUGAAGAAACCUGUUAAACAGAUCCUGUGGAAUGGAAGUUUUGCAUCAGAGGAUGGAUCUCAGUAUCCUGUCAGAGUGAUGUGUGAAGAUGGAGAUUACCUUCUAGCUGAUCACACCAUAGCGACAGUUUCAUUAGGUCAUCUGAAAGCAGAGGCCAAGACCUUGUUUCAUCCACACCUUCCAGUUGAGAAAUAUCAUGCAAUCAAAAACAUAGGAUUUGGUACAGUUAAUAAGAUUUACCUGGAGUAUGAGGUUCCGUUCUGGGACAAAGGUGUUGGUACAGACUAUUGUAUAGGAUUAGUUUGGGAGGAUGAAACUCCAUUUUCAGUAUUGAAAGCAAACACAGCUGAGUGGUGGCGACGCCUGUAUGGUCUGGAAGUGCUCCAUCCAUCUGAAAGAUAUGGACACAUGCUCUUGGGGUGGAUUUCAGGCAAAGAAGCAGAGUUUAUAGAAACACUCAGCGAUGAGGAAAUAUCAUCAAACAUCACCAGGGUUCUCAGACAAUUUACCGGGUUAUCAGUACCAGAGCCCAACAAUGUUUAUGUAACAAAAUGGUUCAGUAACCCAUAUAUUCAGGGCUCCUACUCUCAUAUAGCCGUCAAAUCAACUGGAGAUAUGAUUGACACACUGGCGAAGCCUCUGCCACAAGAAGGAGCUGACGGAUAUCCUAGCAAGAUGUUGCAGGUUUUAUUUGCUGGUGAAGCAACACAUCGAAGCUACCACAGCACCACUCAUGGAGCUCUGCUAUCUGGCUGGAGGGAGGCAGAUCGACUAAUUGCUCAUUACUCCACCAAUGAAGAACAAUAUCCUCAGACUGAAGGAUUGAUUUAA
Pristis pectinata (smalltooth sawfish) is the source of this 1634-nucleotide messenger RNA. RefSeq names its product peroxisomal N(1)-acetyl-spermine/spermidine oxidase-like. Lineage: Eukaryota; Metazoa; Chordata; Chondrichthyes; Rhinopristiformes; Pristidae. The transcript has 8 exons. Gene Ontology annotation, molecular function: polyamine oxidase activity. Bases 24 to 1634 code for a protein of 536 amino acids. The record is from RefSeq and is a predicted model, not a curated record.